AUGUCCACCUUCACCCCUCUUCCAGGGAUGCACCUCACCAUUCGCCUCAAUCCCGUUGCCAUGGUGGAACACCUCGAUGAUGCCGUAGCACUGCAAGCCGCACGACGAAUGUCGUCAAGGACAUACAUUGGAUAUGUUGAUUGUCUCCGAGACUUCCCAUUGCCUGUUAAACCCUAUCACAAGUGCAGUAUUCAGUUUGUCGGGCAGGGACUACCGACACGCCUCAAGGAUGAAUUUGUGGAACGUGACAUGUGUGUUCCUAUCUACCCGAACACCUUGCACCCGUUAGCUCGCGAGCCCCUUCGCGCAAAGCCGCCGUUCCUGUUCCCUGACUGCUACCAGUACUCCUUCGUAACUGCUACUGUCCGGGUGCCAAACCAAAACUUCGAUCCCAAGCUCGCUUUCUGGCUGUCAGGAAAGCACGUUUCGGAGCAUCAUAGGCUACUCUCGCAUGAUCUGUACAGGCGCCCGGUGCUCAAGCGAGAGAAGGGGGUUCCAGGGCCUGAUCCUGCCUCCAUCAUUCUUUGGGAGCGUCAGUCAACUAGAGGGCCCUCCCCAGAUCUCAACCGUGGACCUUCAACAUCGGACGACGAGGAUGGCGAUGCGGAAGACGACUCAAUUGCUUCGAAGGCCUCCUUCAGUAGAUCAGAAGCAGCAUCACCUGUCGCUCACAACGUCGUACCCUCCGCUAGCCAUCCCGCUGCCCCAUCUGAUGCAGGGCACAUGGAGCCUGACGAGGAUCCUGACAUAAUUUCACUGGUCAAGGUAGCGUUGGAGAUCGGCAAGAUGGAGCACAUUCUGGACCCUGUUAGCUUUUUGGACGAGCGAGAGGCGAUCAUAGCGGUGAUCAAGGACUCUCGUGCGCGCAAUGCUGCCGCAUUCGCGCAGGACGUCUAUGCGGAUACUAAGAGCGAAGUCUCUCCCGCUGAUCUAGAUGCUAAGGACGUGCUUGGAGACACCAUGCGUCUGUCCAAACCACCAAGGACGUAG
Postia placenta MAD-698-R-SB12 is the source of this 990-nucleotide messenger RNA. RefSeq lists its product as hypothetical. The record is from RefSeq and is a predicted model, not a curated record. The coding region runs from base 1 to 990 and encodes 329 amino acids. NCBI's taxonomy places the organism in Eukaryota, Fungi, Basidiomycota, Agaricomycetes, Polyporales, Adustoporiaceae. The transcript is spliced from 4 exons.